UAACAACAGCGGGUCCGGACUGUAGUUCGUGUAGUAGGUUAGUUGUAUCGGUCUGAUCGGUUGGGCGAGAAAUGGAAGAUGAUAAACAAAGUACCGUGUAUGAAAAUCUCAUUGAAGAUUUUAGGCCUAGGCUGCGAAGACUUAUACAGGUGGAUCAGGUCCUAGAUCACGUGCAUUUCAUUAAAGAAGACCAAAAGGAUAAGAUCCGUCAAAAGGCUAAGAACGAGAGUGAAUAUGCGGCUGCGAAUCUCCUCAUUGACGCAGUCAUCAAGAGGCCACACGAAGAGGGCAGGUUCGCUGCGUUUAUUGACGCAUUGAAACAAGCAGGUUGUCUGCUGGCAGCGGACUACGUUCAGGCCAAACUCCCAGAGCCAGAAGAGGAGGCCGAGAAUGACUGCUGCGUGCGACUUAUUCACUUACUGUCUCCCAGUCUUAUUGACAUGCAGACAGAUAUGGUGUGCCUACAUUGUCAGCAAAACGAACUACUCACCCAGGAAGACGCCGACAUUGUUAACACUGAAUCAAGAAACAGAGGAUCCAGGAACGGAGCUCGUGAACUUCUGAGAAGAAUCGUGAGAAAUCGACCAGGAUGGUUCUCUAAAUUUCUCGAUAUUCUGCGAGUAACUGAACACAAGGACCUUUACCAGCUGACUGGAGGGCCACCUGACAGUGACAUGCAAGAUGAGCCUUCAGGAAGUAGUUCUGCCUCAAAGGAGAGUACAGCAAGAGUUGAACGCUCUAGUAGUCCAGAAUCUAUGGACACCAGCAUGACCACGGAGGAAACCACAGACCUCUACAAUGGAGAAAACUCUGACUCCAAACAACUGCCAAACAGCUCUGAGCCCUCACAGCCAGAAGGAACUGACUCAGUAGCGGCAGCCGGAGGCUCAGAAAAAGCUGAUAUUGUUCUUCGAGAUUAUCAGAUGGAAGUAGCUAGACCUGCCCUGGAGGGGAAAAACAUCAUCAUAUGCCUCCCGACAGGAAGUGGUAAAACCAGAGUUGCAGUUUAUAUUACCAAAAAACAUCUGGACUGCAGGAGGACUGCAGGGCAAUCAGGAAAAGUGGUCAUCCUGGUGAACAAGAUUCCUCUUGUUGAGCAGCAUUAUUCCGCAGAGUUCCUUCCAUUUCUGAAGCAGACAUAUAAAGUGGAGAGAGUGAGCGGAGACUCCCAGCUCAAAAUCUCUUUCACAGAAAUUGUGAAGAACAAUGAUGUCAUCAUUUGUACAGCCCAGAUUCUGGAGAACUACUUGGAGAGGUCCAACAAAGGAGACGACGAAGGAGUGGACUUAAAAGAUCUGACACUGAUCGUAAUAGAUGAGUGUCACCACACUCAGAAGGGAGGAGUCUACAACCACAUAAUGAUGCGCUACCUGAAACAGAAGCAUAAGAACAACAGGCUGAGGAAGGAGCAGAAGACGCCUGUGCCUCUCCCUCAGAUCCUGGGCCUGACUGCGUCACCUGGGGUUGGAGGAGCCACAAAAAUGGAUAAAGCUGAGGAUCACAUUCUGCGUAUUUGUGCAAACUUGGAUGCUUCCAAAAUCAUGACAAGGAGCCUUGGAAAACACAAAAAGGAGAUAGACAAGAUAAUUGUAACAGUUGAAGACAGAAAAGAGGAUCCUUUUGGGGAUGUAAUCAAAAAAAUUAUGAAUGCCAUUCAUACCCAUGCUGAGCUGUUCCCCACUUGUGAACUUGGCUCUCAGACUUAUGACGGGUGGGUUGUUCAAAAAGAGCGAACAGCUGCAAAGGAGGAAGAUCAGAAAGUUCGGGUUUGUGCAGAGCACCUCAGACAGUACAGCGAGGGUCUGCAACUCAGCAACACCAUUCGCAUGUGUGAUGCCUUCAGUUGCCUGAACAAAUACCACGAGGAGGAGAAGAAGAGAAAAACAACCCCGGAUGAUGAGAUUGCCAUAAAAAUUACAGACACCGAGAGAUUCCUCGUCAAAUUGUUUGACGAGAACAAGGAAGAGCUGAAGAAGCUUGCAGAGAAUCCGGAGUAUGAAAAUGACAGCCUGUCAAAACUAAGAGCAAAAAUUCUGCAUGAGUUCAGCAGCAGGGAUCAAGCCAGAGGGAUCAUUUUCACCAAGACACGUCGCAGUGCCAUUGCUCUAAGUCAGUGGGUGCAGGAAAACCCCAAGUUUGCUGACAUUGGAGUGAAAGCUGCACAUGUCAUUGGAGGAGGAGACCAGAGUGUAGUUAAACCAAUGACAGCUGCAGAGCAGAAGGAUGUGUUGAGCAAAUUCGGCAGUGGCGACGUCAACUUGCUGAUUGCUACCACAGUGGCAGAGGAAGGUUUGGACAUACCAGCAUGCAACUUUGUUAUCCGAUAUGGCCUUGUGACCAAUGAGAUCGCUAUGAUUCAGGCUCAAGGCAGAGGAAGAGCUGAGGACAGCAGUUACACUGUGGUGGAGGUGAAGGGGACUGGGGUGGCUGAAAGGGAGUGUGUCAAUGAGUACCGCACAAAGAUGAUGCACAAAGCCAUUGACAAAAUCAGAGUUUUAAAUCAAGCAGACUAUGACAAAAAGAUCACAGAGUUUCAAAUUCAAGCUAUAAUGGAGGAGAAAGUCAGAAUGAUCAAGCAAAAACAAAAAGACAUGAAGAGUGAGAACCCGUCUGAACUGAGGUUCAGCUGUCGAGGCUGCAGCAAAUACGUCUGCAGUGGUGAAGACAUCCAGAUCAUUGAAAAUAUGCACAGAGUCAAUGUUUCACCACAGUUCAGUAAACUUUUCAUUCAAAGAGAAAACACUACUCUUCAAGAGCGACUUCUAGAUUAUGAGACCAACGGCUUCAUCGCAUGCAAGGAGUGUGGGCAGAGAUGGGGUUCAAUGAUGCUUUACCGCGGGAUAGAGUGCCCUUCCCUACAUGUGAAAAACUUUGUGGUGGCUACCAAUGCAAAGAAGAUUAGCAAAUGUACCAAGUGGAAUGAGCUUCCCGUCAAGUUUUCAGCUUUUGACUACGCUGAGCAUGCCAGCCGGAUGGCUGAGAGCUCAGAUGAUGAAGAAGAAACAGAAUGAAUUAACACUCAGUAGAACUACAGGCUAUUUUCUGUUAUAUUUUCAUCACAAUUUUGCAACUUGCAGAGUAUGAAUUCCUGUAGCCAUCACAAUGGCAAAUGCAGUAUAAAUGUCAGUAUAUCAUGACAACUGCUGUUUAUUGAUGUUUUACACCUCUGUCCAGAGAAUGAAUAUUUUCAUCAUUUUAUUGAUUACUUCAUAUGUGUAUCUAAUAUAUUACGUAAGAUGUAUUGGAUUGUCACAAUACAAAUUUGCACUUACUGCACUGGAGGUUGAUUGUUGGUGUAUCUAUUGCUAUAUAUGUUUAAAUUACUGUUGAAAUCUUCAACGGACAUGAAAAUUUAAGUCUGUAUGAUUGUUAGAUAAAUGAACGGCAAUGUGUGGAAGUGAAAC
This is a messenger RNA of Scomber japonicus (chub mackerel), 3404 nucleotides long. RefSeq names its product interferon induced with helicase C domain 1 (gene ifih1). Bases 72 to 3011 code for a protein of 979 amino acids. Gene Ontology annotation, cellular component: cytoplasm. Gene Ontology annotation, biological process: innate immune response; positive regulation of interferon-beta production; response to virus. Lineage: Eukaryota; Metazoa; Chordata; Actinopteri; Scombriformes; Scombridae. The transcript is spliced from 16 exons. Gene Ontology annotation, molecular function: ATP binding; double-stranded RNA binding; zinc ion binding. The record is from RefSeq and is a predicted model, not a curated record.